Molecule: messenger RNA, 8594 nt
Organism: Doryrhamphus excisus (bluestripe pipefish)
Lineage: Eukaryota; Metazoa; Chordata; Actinopteri; Syngnathiformes; Syngnathidae
Source: RefSeq, a predicted model, not a curated record
UUGAGUGAGUGAAAUGUCAAAGAGGUGACUGAUGGCUUCGUCAGCAGCAAGGACAGAUGUCGGCCUCCAACGUUUACACCCUUAAAAGACGUCUUCAAAGGUCCCCUCGGGGUCUCACUGACUUUUUUUUUCCCAACACCAAUCCAUCUCUCAGACACGGCAUUACAUGAAAUUAUAGAGUUAAAAGAAGUUCUCCUCCCACUCAGUGUGGAAGUGGCCCCAUGACUUGCACACUCCUAGCGACGUUCCACCCUUGAGCUGGACUCCAGCUGGAUCCUCUUGUUGGGGAUGUCGGAGCACAUUCACUGACACGCCGAAUGCAACAGUUUGAAACCUGCUCCACCUCCACCUACAGGACUUAAGUGGAACAGCUAACAGUCAGUCGGAGUCUCUUCAGGCCGUCCUUGGAUGUGUAUGCGAUAGAGCACACGCCAGAGAAGGAAAGUGGGGGGACUGCAGUACACGCAGGGUCUGGAUGAAUAACCAUGGCAACAGCAGCAGCAGCAGCAGCAGUCGCGGCAGCAGUGCAAGCCGAGAUAUAAACAUUGCACAAGAGCGCAUCCAUCUGCAUUUACUCACUGGAUGGUCUCACUUCCUGGAUCAUUGCUAAGGUGAUGAGUGGGAUUAUAUCAUGUCUGAAGUACAGGGAACACUGGAGUUUUCCAUAGAGUUGCACAAGUUUCACAAUGUGGAUCUUUUCCAAAGAGGGUUCUACCAGGUACGAACAGGGUUAAAGGUCUCCCCUCGAGUCCCCCACAGGUUGAUAGUGACAACACAUGAUAACACAGGAGGCGAUUGCAGCUUCAGCUCCCCGGGGGUGUACGACGGCACGGCGUUCAGCCGGAUAUUUCAGAUCCUUUACAGAAACGAGGAUAUCACGGUGAAUGACUGUGUGAUCUUCAAAGUGCACCUGUUAUUGGACGGGGAAAGGGUGGAGGAGGCCCUCAGCGAGGUGGACUUCCAGUUGAAGCUGGAUCUUCACUUCACUGACAACGAGCAACAGUUGGCAGACAUUGUGGCCGUCCCGUUGAUCAGCAGUCGCACCCUCAACCUCCACUUCCACCCGCAGCAGGGCCUGCACCAUCAUGUUCCUGUCAUGUUUGACUACUUCCACCUGUCCGUCAUUUCCGUUUCCAUCCAUGCCUCACUGGUUGCCUUACAUCAGCCGCUAAUCAGCUUUGCUCGCACAGGAAAGGGAUCCUGGUUGGGAAAAGGAUCACCUGAAAGUACCAGCGAUCCGUCUGCCAUCUCUGUGGAGAACCUUGUAUUUGGAGCAGGCUACUGCAAACCCAUCAUCUCAGAGGGGAGUUUUUAUGUGCCCAGUGAGGACUGCCUGCAGAGAGCUCAUACGUGGCAUCGAAGGCUCUGUCGCCUCCUGCUGGCCGCCCAUGGCGGCCUGAGAAGAUACUACACUGCACUGAUGAAGGAGGUCCCUCAGCUGGAGCAGAAGUCAGAGGACGCAGAGGUCCUGCCUAUUGAAGAAACAUUGAAUCAGCUCACAAUCGAGUUACAGCUGCAGGAUGGCCACGAGAAGGUGGCGGAGCAGAUCAGCAGGGACGUGGGCUACUUCUGUUCGCAGCUUGCCGCUUUGUGGAGCCACUUCCUGGAGGUGGCCGUCCUCAACCCACACAUCCUUUCCUAUCUGGCCCAGGAGCACCACACGCUCAGGGUGAGGAGAUUUUCCGAGGCGUACUUCUUCACCGAGCACCCCAAAGAGACGUCUCUAACGUUUCAAGAGGAGCUUAUCACCAGACAAGGUCAGGUAGCUGCAGAAGUACGCGCCUCCGACUACUUGGCCAAGAUGCCUCCUUUACCCGUCGAGUGCCUGGACAUUGAUGGUGACUGGAACAGUCUGCCCAUCAUCUUUGAGGACAGAUAUGUGGAGUUGACUUUACCAGAGCGGGGGGCGGUUUGCGCAACAUCCGAUGAGCAAAACGACUCGGAUCCUGCAGCCAGGCGGACCCCAGAAAGAGAUAAAUCCCCUAAAGUAUCACAGGAUCCGUUGGAUGGCGAUGACUGCAUGGAUCUGACCACCUAUGUGUCGCUUAUAGCAAAGCAGAGCAGAAGUUCUCAGGACAUUCUUGCAAGGGAGGAGCUAUCUGUAGCAGAUCUGCAGGAUUCCAAAGUGGUCUCGUCAGCAGAGGAGAACUGUACUUCUCAGGCUAUUGAUUCUUGUAGAACAGAAGAAGUCCAAAAGGGCAUCAGUAAUGGUUCUCCAGCUCAUCUUGGUGCAGGAAUGUACGACGCCACAAAAGAUAGCAUGAGCCAAAGGAGUGAGGACAAUGAGUCCGAUAUGUCCAUGCCUUUAAAUCAGUCUGUAGAUGAUGAGAGUGAAGAUGCACCGGUGAGUAUUCCUCUGGUUUGUCAGCACUCUGCUUUAUCUUCAUCCCCCGGUGGUCUCAGAAAAGAGACGCCGCACCGAGGAGGUCCGGUUAUCUCAAAGAUCAUCAAGCGUUCCUCCUCAGUCAUAUCCGACUCAGGCAUCGAGAGCGAGCCCAGCUCUGUGGCUUGGCCGUCGGAGGCUGCGCUACGAAGUCGCCCCCCUUUGGAUUUCUCCAGCGAACGGGAGAUCCCGCGCCAAAAAGUGCUCGUGCACCCCGUUCAUCGUAGCUCCUUGGAAGGCCUGCAGAUGGAGAGCAACGGCAGCCUUCCAAGUGGAGGCAUACAGGCGUCGUUGACGUCCAUAAGCUCGCUUCCUUACGAGGACGACCGCGAGCAGAGUCAAGGCAAACUAACCAAAUCCGUGUCGGCGCCUCAGAUCAGCAGCCCCGACGACAACGAUGAGGACCAUCUGCUUCUGCAAAAGGACACAGGUCAAGAUUCAAAUCAAAUCAACUUUUCUUUGCACUCAGAGCGGCCGGAAUCAUCGCUUUUGACCACCUCAGAGGUGGUCAAUCCUCAACAAAAUGGACUGGAGAGAUACACCGACAGUCAAGUGUUCCUUCUUCACGAGUCCACGGAGGGCCCUCAUGUCAAGGAGAGUUGUGUUAUGGACCGUCCUGAGGAGAAUAUGAGUGUCUCCGUGGAGGACGUACGUCUCGCUGCAUCGGAAACACCGCCCUGCAGCAGUGGACACCAGCCAAGUGUCCAUAAAAGAAGUCGAGUGGACCAGGAGAGCCUUAACAGCGUAGAUGACCAGGAGCCCAGGACACCUCCUGAAUUUGACUCUAUAGGAUCCUCACAAGGUUGCGAUGACGCUUCAGAAGUCCAGACGAAGCCCCCGAAGGUCCCCAACUCCGGUCUGGCCUUUGUCAAUAAGAAGAUGGUGGAGGUGGUCAACAUGUCAGUGUCCUGCGCCCCCACCUGUUUGCCUUUUUCCUCUGUUCUAAGAGACUCCCCGUCCAUCAGCGGCAUGUCCACGCGCCAGACUACCUCACCCAUUACCCAUCAGCCACUGGGCUCUUUUGGCAUCAUCUCCUCAAACCUCGCCAGCCACCUCAGCAUGGACGAGGAGACCAAUGAACGCAUGAUCAGCUUCUACAAAGCCAAAGACGAGCUUUUUCAGGGGAUGAUGAGCUUUCACGCCAGCCUGUACAGCAACAUUCCUCUGCUGGCAUCAGACCUGCCCUACUUCCCUCCCGAGGAGGACGAUGAGGAGUUUGAUGAUGGCAUACACCUGGUGGUGUGUGUGCACGGCCUUGACGGAAACAGCGCAGACCUUCGCCUGGUGAAGACGUUCAUUGAGUUAGGCCUGCCAGGAUCGAGGCUGGACUUCCUCAUGUCGGAAAGAAACCAGACUGACACGUUUGCUGACUUUGACACCAUGACGGACAGAUUGUUGGAUGAGAUUAUUCAGCACAUCCAGCUGUAUAAUCUGACUAUAGGCAGGAUAAGCUUCAUCGGACAUUCUCUGGGGAACAUCAUCAUCCGCUCGGUGCUGACCAGGCCUCGCUUUCGAUGCUAUCUGGCUAGGCUGCACACUUUCCUCUCGCUGUCAGGCCCGCACCUGGGAACGCUUUACAACAACAGCACCUUGGUCAGCACAGGUCUGUGGUUGAUGCAGAAGCUGAAGAAAUCCGGAUCCUUGCUGCAGCUCACCUUCAGAGACCACGUUGAUCCGCGCAAAACAUUCCUUUACCUCCUCAGCCAGAAACCAGGGCUCCAGUUCUUCAAGAACGUGGUGCUGGUGGCCUCUCCGCAGGACCGUUACGUUCCUUUCCACUCUGCCAGGAUCGAGAUGUGCAAAACCGCACUGAAAGACAAAACCACAGGUCCCGUCUACACGGAGAUGAUCAACAACCUCCUGCAGCCUCUUGUGGAGGCUAAAAAUUGCCGUCUCAUCCGGCAGAACGUUUUCCACGCUCUGCCCAACACGGCCAACACUCUCAUCGGGCGGGCCGCUCACAUCGCGGUUUUGGACUCUGAACUUUUCCUGGAGAAGUUCUUCUUGGUGGCGGGACUGGACUACUUCAAAUAACGUCUUCCAGGUCCGGAAGCUUGCAAAAGUGGCCCAGACCAUCAACACUACCACCACCAUAUUUUACUGUUGGUGAAGACACCAGAGGUUGCCUCCAAGGCUCCUUUCUGGCCUAGGAAGUUGAGAAAACCUGCACGGAAAAUAUUUUCAAGCAAUAUUACCCCUACAAUACAUGGAGGACCCACCUCUUCUACCGCUAGUGGUUUAUCCUCAUGUGUAUGUGAGUCAAGUGAAAAUGAACACACUUCUUACACAUCCAGGCGGAGAAAUGUACUCCACAUUCCUGGAACCCGCUCAUGGCCCAGUUGUUGACAAUCUGCGAGAAUUACCAAGUCUCAUCGUGUGUUUUAUUUCACACUUGGCUUGCUAUAUAUCUCACCGAGCGAGAGGGACCUCCUACUCAUCAGAGCUCCACGCCGGGCGAAAAUGUUAUGCAAAUGUUCCCGUGGAAACCCAGAAGAGGAGAAGCUUCAGUCACUUCUUCAGCUAGUUAUCUUUUACAAAUAGGAAAAAAAAGGGGCAAAAACUAUACUAGCUUGGCAACAAAACCACCACGCACACACACCAAUAUUGAAAAGGUGAUACAUCUGGUUUGCUUUAGUCCAAACUUCAUCCACGAGGGACACAUCUCGGCGUUGCGGUGAUUAGUAUGGAAAGAAGUUUAAGAUAUCAUGUGAAGGUUAUCCAUUCAUUGGCUUCUUCCCCGGGGGUGCUACACACAACUGCCAAGGUCAUUCGGCACCACGCCGUUGAGGACUUCUCACCUCGGAAAGCAAAUGAGCGGCCCGGUGUCAUCUUACAUCGGAGCGUGAUGGCUUUCAUGUUCUCGCGGGCUCGCAUCCUGCUGUCAGACGUCGGGCAGUAAGACGCGGAUAAAUGCCACAAGAUAGAAACAUUCGCAAUUGAUGCUAGGUCACGCUUUCCUGUGAUGUUGUUUUAUUUUAAGGAUGAUGCCCUAACCUCUUUAGUAAGCAUGAUUUAGUGAGCUUAAAUUGACUCUGCAGCCGUGUGUGCACCAGUAAAUUGAUGGAAAAAAAACUACUUUGGAAAUCAGGAGUAACUUUUACACUCAUCAGAAAGUUGAUAUAAAACACUGAUUGCCUGUUGCCUGGCUCCUGUAUAAUACCAGAGACAAAAAAAGAUAAAUAAUAAUUUGUUUAUAGUUCAUUUGUAAUAAUAAUAAUAUAAACAAUAGUAUAAAUUAAUAUAUAUAUGAUAAAUAAUAAUAAUAAUAUAUGAAUAUGCAUAUAUUCCAGCUGUAUUUCCUUUGAUUUGUGCUUCCCGCCAAAACGGUCUGUUUUAAUUUAUUCCCCCCACGGCCCGCCCAAAGUGCUUCCUAACCACAAAAAAAAUCACCAAAGACAAUAACGUCUGCCUGAGCUUGUUUCGUAAACCGAGGAGUGGAGCUUGUGGGAGGACAAAGAGCUUAUCUGGCUUACAGUCACGUCCAUAUAAGGAAGUCCACCCCUCUGUGACAUCACAAAUGGACAGUUUUACCACGCCUUCUGAAACCGAGUAUUUUGAGCCAGCCCAAACUUCUUUCAAAUACGCAAACCUUAUUAUCUGAAACUUGGUUUCAUGGUUUACACAAGAAUACAACAUUCUAACUACAUUUAUAGCUCAGAAAAGUGGGAAAAGCAUAAUAGGUCCCCUUUGACUCAGAUUUUAGUGUAGCUUAGCUUUAGUGUUACUAUAUUUUAGGUUUAAUGUGGAGUUUGCAUGUUCUCCCCGUGCAUGCGUGGGUUUUCUCCAGGGACUCCGGUUUCCUCCCACAUUCUAAAAACAUGCUAGGUUAAUUGGCCACUCCAAAUUGUCCAUAGGUAUGAAUGUGAGUGUGAAUGGUUGUUUGUCUAUAUGUGCCCUGUGAUUGGCUGGCCACCAGUCCAGGGUGUACCCCGCAUCUCGCCUGAAUACAGCUGGGAUAGGCUCCAGCACCCCUGCGACUCUCGUGAGGAUAAGUGGUAGAAAAUGAAUGAAUGAAUGUGCCCAGCUGCUCAAAGACAGCUGGGAUAGGCUCCAGCAUACUCCUACGGCCCUAAUGAGGAUAAGCGGUAUAAAAAGAGAAUGUAUGGAUGGAGUAGAGGACACAUUUAAUACUGUAUUUAACUCAUUCAAUCAGUAGGUAUGUUUCGCAACGUGAAUAAUGAGGACUUCAUAUUGUGUAGUGGAGGUCUGUGCAGGUCUCGUCGCGCUUUGACGGCCACCUACUGCGGACAUCAUUGGGCAUGACGUGGCAUUAUCACCUUGUUAGUCAUCAAACCGAUUUGUCCCCACCUCCUAAUGUGUUGCUUAUCGUAAACACGGUAACAUGGAGGCCAAAGGCGACGUGAACUCACACGUCUCUGAAAUUGCACUGACAAGCGUUCUGACAUCAUCGGCACCUCCCAUUAACGGACGACAACUCUGCAAAACCGGAAAGCAUAUGCGCCGAUCUUUGCCCUUUUGACCCCCGCAGCUACCUGCGGAUACACAGCAAUGAGAAAAAGCCAAGACAACAGCAGCGGGGCAGUUUCAUUUCUAACACACCAUUUGCAUAAUUGAGCAGAUUGUCUGCCAUUCGUAUUAAUAGAAAGUGGCAGUUCUUAAAAUGAGAGAUUUUAUGGGGUGAGUCAACCUUUAACGAGCCAAUUGCACUAUGCAAAAACGGCCACCUGUACCCUCGGCAAACAAGACAAUUUCCCAUCAGUCGUUUGUCUCCCAAGCAGUCAUUGAGAUUAAAUGAGCCUUAUUUGUCAUCAGUGACAAAAUGUAAGGCACAUAAGGGGGGAGGCCCAAGGGGGGGUCCCUUUGAUGAAGUCAAACUAAACAGAGUCCACUCUAGCUUGCAUUGACAGUGACGUGCAGAUUAAUAAACCAUGGCAGCCAGCAGGGUGUCGCAUAUCAACGACGCCACAAAGGCCCAAUAAAGCAACCUGCACCAAUAAAGCUGUCCAACACCAAUUUAAUGUGACUGUUUUUCACAGGAUAUGUUCCAGAGAUGUAGCAAUAUUUUGAAAAUAUUGGUGUUUCUUUUAAGCAUGACAAACAUGUCGUUCAUAUCAAUAUAGACUGGAGUUGCACUGUUCUCUGGUAUCUCAACAUGGAGGUCCAUGUCCCUCAUCAUCGCUGUGUGUCAGCGCUCCUUAGCAGGGCAGCUGCCGGGCUGCCCCUCCUUGCUCUGUGCAAACACUCUAAAUUUCACAGGUUUAAUUUUGCUUUGUCAAUAAACUUGCUUUUUUUCUCUGUAGCACUUUGAGAUUGCCACCGUUACGGAUAAUGCAUUUUUUCCGAUUAAAAAAUUAUUUAAAUUACUUUUUUCCAAUAAAAAAGCUGUCAAUUAUCUGUAAGGGAAAUCCUUAUUGUGUUUGUAUAUGGUCGUUUAGUUUAAAUAAAGUUUAUUUAAAAAAAAAACAAUUGGGCAACAUAUUAACUCUCCAGCUCUGCGAUUGGCUAAUCACGCACAGCCACUGCCCCUACUGCCAGCAGGUGUGUCUGUCUCGUGUUUGUGCGCGACGCGAUUCCAAGUUGCGGUACUUCUAAAUGUGUGCUGUCUACUUGCAAAGACGUGGACAAAAUUUGGGAAUCCGUACGUGACUGUGUGGAGGCUACAGCAGCUUGUGGAGCUUGUGGGUACAAUAUACUGGAUCGAAGGGAAGACUACAGGAAAGACUGUGUGAAACUCGCUUUUGUUCUCCUGGGCAUUAUUGGGUUGCAGCGGGGAGACCUGGAGGGGAGGGAAGGAGGGAAGAGAAGGAAGAGAGGAACAUCAAAUUUCUCCUUCCCGCGCUGGAUGUGACCACAUUAAUUAUAGAUCCUCGGGAAGCAGGCGCUAACAUUCAUCGGACAUAUUUUUAGAACAUGAGCAGGCUGAUUCAUUUCUUUAAUCAAGACGACAGGUGUCAGCUCGCUUGAGAAUUAAAAAAAAAAAAAAAGUUGAAAGCUGCUUAAAGUUGUCAGACAUCCAUGACAUUUUGAGGUAGCAAAGGUGCAAAACGUCUAUUUGAGAACAUGUGCCUUCAGGCUAAAGGGCAGGUGAGCGCUGUAUAAAUACUUCAGGCGUCACCAAAGAUGCAGUAUGUCAGUAUUUCUGUCCAUCACUGCUCCCAAAUAUGGACAAUGCUAAUAAAUCAGCACAUGCUGUCUUGUGUGAAUAUUAUUUUUAUUUAUUUUUGCAGAGUAACAAUAACAAUUCUUAUUA